Drosophila navojoa is the source of this 2593-nucleotide messenger RNA. RefSeq names its product apoptotic chromatin condensation inducer acinus (gene Acn). Gene Ontology annotation, molecular function: RNA binding. NCBI's taxonomy places the organism in Eukaryota, Metazoa, Arthropoda, Insecta, Diptera, Drosophilidae. The record is from RefSeq and is a predicted model, not a curated record. Gene Ontology annotation, biological process: RNA splicing. Gene Ontology annotation, cellular component: ASAP complex; precatalytic spliceosome.
AAAAAGCAACCCUACCUAUUGAUGGCGGAUUGACGCUUUUCGCUGGCAACAAAAUUUUCUUUUACGAGUAAUCAAAAACGGGCACGCCGCAAAUUAAGCAAAUAAUUGUGCGUGUUAUUAAAUCGCAUACUGCCGACGUUUAAAAAUAAGUGCAACAGCAUUUUAUUUUAGUGUAUUAUCAUCAAAGGCAUAAGUGUACGGCACGAGCAGUAUUUUUUUAGUUACAGCUAUGAGACGUCGUAGCGAACGAAAAAAAUCUACAUCGCCUGCACCUUUGCCGGCACGUCGCAGUCGCCGAUCACUUAAAAUAUCGGAAAAUGAAAGAACUGAGGAUGGGACGCUUGUAGAAAAAAUAGAAGAAACUAAAGCGCCUCCAAUAAUUGAAGAAAUCAAUGAGGAGCGCAGAGAACAGCGAGCGUCAAGCGAAGAACAUGCAGUCGCAUCGCCAGUGCGCAAAAGCCGCUCAACACGCACGACACCUAAAAAGCGCCAAAGCGCUAGCAGUCAGCGGGAGAAAAGUAGUGAGCGUAAGGUGGAAACCAUACCUGAGGAAGUUGAAAAUGGCUCAGAUGCGCCGGUAGUAGCGGAAGCGGAGACGGAUUCUGAAGCGAGUUCCACCAAAAAGAAUUCCGAUAUCGAUAAACAAGUAUCGGUCGAAAAGGAAAUGAGCAAGAAACCCGAUGAGCCGCAAGCCGAACAGAAACAGCAGCAGAUCGAAGAAAAAAUAAAAUCCGAAACAGAUUCAGCGGAUGUCAAGAAAAAGCCGAACAUACAGGUAGAUGACGAGGAGAAGUGCAUGAAGGAACCCAAUGAUGAGGAAGCGGACGUUGACGGAACGAAGGAAACGGGAAAGGGGAAGGACAACAGAAGUGAGCGUACCGCGGAGGAAGAGGUAAAAGUUGCGUCUUCUUUAAGCUUAACAGCAAGUAAGGAUGAAGUACAUCUAAAAACCACAAGCGAUGUAUUAGACAUUCAAACAGAGGACAUGGAAGAGAGGAAUUCUGAUAGACCGGAGCCAGACCAAGGGGAUCAGCCCAAAGUGGAUGACAACAAAACACCGGUUAAAACUGAUGAGCCGAAGGAGAAUCAGAAGGAAACCGGCGAGCAAUCCCUGGAAAAGCAAACUAACAAGGAACAUGCAAACAGCGAUAAUCUGGAAAACGUUACACAACAGCGGUCCGUGAGGAAACGCAAAUGGCUGAGCAAAAAAGUGGCCGAACGUGCGCCACCCGUGUUGGCUAUAUCAACCGAUUCACUCAAGAAUAUUAUAGCAGAUGUGGUCAAUCCAGUGCCACUCAGUGAUGUGCAAUUGGAGUCAUCAUCUGAAGAGGAGGGACUCGUUACCAGCGAUCAUGAAACAGACGAACGAUCGUUGACCCCCGAACUGCGUGUCAUAAAAGAUCGCGAUGAGGGCAAUGCGACCGAUGAGGAACAACAUCAACAGAAACCGCAACCAAAAUCGAAUCAUGAGAAGGAAUCGGUGCCAACAACGGUGCCAGCUGCAAGUAAAACAGCAAUCGAGCCCGCCGUGUCAAAAACUAGUGCUGUCGCCCGAUCACCCAGCCCGGCCCGUAAUCGUGCCAGCCAUGUGCUCUUCAUUACCAAUUUGGUGCGGCCGUUUACGGUGCUGCAGCUGAAGGGUCUGUUGGCGCGAACGGGAAAGAUCGUCGAAGAAGAUGGAUUCUGGAUUGAUCGCAUCAAGUCGAAGUGCUAUGUUGCGUAUGAAACAGAGGACGAAGCGAUUGAAACCCGUCAUGCUUUGCAUGGUGUACGUUGGCCAGUGUCAAAUCCCAAGUGCUUGAACGUUGAUUUUGGCAGUCGCGCAGACAUGGAUCGUGCUAUACAAUCUACAAAGAACGAGGCACCUAAAUAUCCGCAAGACAAUACUAGAGAUAAUCAGAACGCUGGUAAUACUUGGUCACGUUUGGAUGCAAGCGAUAAAAAGCCAGCACGUCCAGUGCGUGAAUGGGAUGUGGGCAAAAAGGAGCCGAAUGAGCGCGACAAGUCAAGCAAUGACAGACGUCGCAGCAGUAAGGAACGCGUUGACGCCAGAUUGCGUGAUUCCGAGCGUGGUAAAGUGGGCGAUGAGUUAGAGCGCGGUGGACAGGAUCGAAAACGAUCACGAGAGCGCGACCGCGGAGGACGCGAGCGUGAUCGCGAACGCAGCGAACAACGUGUACAUGGACGCAGCAGGAGCGGAUCACCAGCGUUAAAGUCCAGAAAGAAGGAGAAUGAGCCACCCAUUAGACUAUUGGAUGAUUUAUUUCGCAAAACAAAGGCGACGCCUUGUAUAUAUUGGCUGCCUCUGACACCGGAAGCUAUUGCCGAAAAGGAGGCGUUCCGUCAGAAGCGUAUUGAAGAGCAUAAGCAGCGUAUCAAGGAACGUGAAGAGCGCCUCAAAGAGCGCGAACGUGAAAAGGAUCGCGAUCGUCAGCGAGAUACUCGACGCAAUCGAUCAACCGAGCGUCGGCGUUCGCGCAGUCGCGAGCGGGAGCGACGGCGUUACUAGACAGUAACUAAAUGAACAACCGAAAUAAAACUAAAACAAAAAAGUCAACUCGACAACAAUUUUAAAGCAACAAUUAACUAAAAA